Paramecium octaurelia is the source of this 918-nucleotide messenger RNA. Lineage: Eukaryota; Ciliophora; Oligohymenophorea; Peniculida; Parameciidae. The record is from the annotation of a GenBank genome assembly.
AUGAGCAGAAAAAACUCUUAAGAAAGGGCUUUCUAAUCUGCUAAUUCUUGUAGAAACAAAGGAAAAUAGUUGAAUAUCAUUGAUUUCAUAAUGAAAUAGAACUUUCAGGAUUAGGGUCCUUAGACUAUGGAAUUUUAAGAAGAAUUGAAUAAUCAGAAGUCCUGUGACAUGUGUUUGUAGUUGCAGGAUGAAUUGAGCAAAUUUGUGAAAAUUGAAAGAUUCCAAUAGGUCAUAGAUAAGUUGUGGUAAAAGAUGAGUAAAAUGGAAAUGGAUAAUCAAAGGGUUUUGUUGAAAAUAGAGAAUCUCGAAAAGGCUCUUUUAGAUCAAUAAGGAUUUCUAGAUGAGUUGAAUGAAUAACAACAAUACAAAUAAUAGGAUUAAUCUCAAAUAAUUUAAUAAGUGUCCUUGGAUAAAGGGUAGCUGGAGAAAUUGGAAAAAAGAAUUUCAAAGGAAAACCUAGCAGGUAUUAAGAAUAUUGAAGAUAAUUUAUAUAAAAGUCUAAACAAGGAGGUUCAAUCAAAGUUUAUGGUUAUGUAGGAGAAAAUGGAAGAAAUUAAUCAACAAUUUGGAGGAGUAAAUGAGUAGAUCGAACUUUUUAAUCAUAAGCAUGGAGUCACUAGAGAGGAAUGCGAAGAAAGGAUUAAUUAAAUUGCUGCAAUAGUUAAUGAGAAUAAUCAGCUUUUAAGAGCCAAUAAUAAUAGUGUGGGUGAAAUGCAAUAGCAUGUAAUUAUUCUGUAUUUUACAUAGUACAGUGAAUUAGAUGUGGAUGUGAUGAGAAUAUUUCAACAUAUUAAGACAUUAUUAUAAAAUGAUUACAAAAUAACAGAGAUGGAGUAGAACAUAACUGAUUUGAAUUCGCAAUUGAUUUCAUUGAGAAAUGCUGUUAAUGAAAUUGGUGAUUUUGUUUCAAAAAUAUGA